Temnothorax curvispinosus is the source of this 757-nucleotide messenger RNA. RefSeq lists its product as uncharacterized. The transcript has a single exon. Lineage: Eukaryota; Metazoa; Arthropoda; Insecta; Hymenoptera; Formicidae. The record is from RefSeq and is a predicted model, not a curated record. The annotation marks the transcript as partial.
AGCAGACGAUAUACUGCUACUUCGUCAGACGCGCGAUCAAGUAUGCGCGUUACUGAGUCGGGGGCGGUUCGAAUUACGUAAGUGGGCGAGCAACUCUCCGCAACUUCUGGCCGACAUUGACGUCGAAAAUCACGGAUUAGCGUGUUCGAAAACAUUGCAAGCCAAUGAGCAACUGAAAGUGCUCGGAAUAAGCUGGAAGCCUGCCCUCGACGUGUUCCAAUUCGACGUUUCGCUCCCUCCGUCCAUUCCAAAGACCAAAAGAUCCAUUUUAUCCUUGGUAGCGAAAAUCUUUGACCCGCUAGGGUGGGUCACGCCCGUGACAGUAAACGCAAAGAUCUUUCUGCAACAACUCUGGCAGGCCAAAGUGGACUGGGACGAAGCCAUCGCGGACGAUCUUCUCGCGCAGUGGAAGACGACUCACGCAUCCCUGGCGACGAUCAAUGGUCUUCACGUAGACCGUUGGGUACGAUACGGUUCCGACACGGCAAACUGCGAACUUCACGGCUUCUGCGACGCCUCCACCACCGCGUUCGCGGCCGCAGUUUAUAUUCGCGUCACCUCCGUGACAGGCGAGACCACUUCCAGGCUGCUCAUCGCCAAGUCAAAGGUCGCUCCGAUCAAAUCCUUAAGUAUUCCUCGGUUGGAAUUAUCUGCUGCCGUUCUAUUGGCUCGGCUGCUAGAAUUCGUGCGAUCCUCGCUACAACUAACUACCGUACCUUGCUUCUGCUGGACGGACGCUCUCGUCGUGCUAGCAUGG